AUGAGUCGCUCACGGGUCCACGCGCCCGUGCGCCCUGCUUUACGUGCGCCCACGCGCUCCUGCGCCGUGCGUUCCGUGCACCCACACGCACGUGGGUAUGUGGGCAACAAGGCGGCGGUCUUCCCCCUGCAACUGCUGGGCUUCGAUGUGGACCCAAUCAACUCCGUGCAGCUCUCCAACCACACUGGGUACCCCACGUGGAAGGGGCAGAUUCUGGAUGGAGAGCAGCUGUGGGCGCUAAUAGAGGGCUUGGAGGCCAAUGGGCUGCUCUUCUACACGCACCUGCUCACCGGUGGGUUCCAGCUCCUCUCCUCCCAUUCUCUCCCUCACACACUUUCCUUUCCCCCCUCUCUCCCUCUUUCCCUCCCUCCUUCCCUCCCUCUCUCCCUCUUUGCCUUCCUCCUUCCCUCCCUCUCUCCCUCCUUUCAUCAGAAGUAUCCUCACGACUUGGCUAGAGCAGCGGAGCUAGCAGUGGCAUCCCUACAGAGCUGGCAGUGGCAUUGGGCUGUCCAUGGCUUUGAGGCAAGCUAUAUGAGCAGAGUUGGCAUUGGCAACCCGUGGCAUUGCAACCUUCCUGACCUGAUUGCUCCUCUCCUCCCAUUCUUUCUCCCUACAGGUUGUGCUCGCACGAACCUUGCAGCACCGCUCUCCACCUCUGACGGCACCGAGUCCUCUCCCACUCCCCCCACUCCCAAGCGCCUGGAGCUCUGCCUCGUUCAGAGCCGCGAUGAUAUUAUAAGCCCGCCUGUUGUGUUACGUGCACAAGCGGUUGAAAGCGGUGUAGAUGGUUUAGAUGGAUUGCAAGAUGGUGAAAGUGCCUUGCGCGUGACGCGGACCGUACUUGUCUCCCGCCGAGUAGCCAUGGAGGACGCAGAGGCGCGCCGCUCUCGCCUGCGCAGCAUGCGCGAGUCCGCGGCGAAGCAGCAGGCGGCGUCCCCCGGCGCGCCCACGCCUUCCGCCGCCCUCUCCGCACUCCCCUCCCCCGACUUCUCUCCGCCGCUUAUCCGCACGCAUCUGCGUGUGCGCCAUCCGGGGAAGGCGGACCUGGGGGAGGUAGAUCUGCUAGACGGCCAGCAGGAGCAGCCACCACAGGCUCGGGGAAUUUCUCACAGGCCUCAUACGCCAUCACUGCAUGUGACAUGCUGCGCGCUGCAGGGCCCAGGAAGCCGUUGUUUCCGUUCUUCUCUCACCAUGGGGCGGCGAGGUGAGGAGGCGAGGUGCUCGACAGCGGCGCGUGGAGGGCUGAGCCGCCCGCGUGGAGGGCUGAGCCGCCCGCGCGGAGGGCUGAGCCGCCCGCGUGGAGGGCUGAGCCGCCCACGUGGAGGGCUGAGCCGCCCGCGUGGAGGGCUGAGCUGCCCGUGUGGAGGGCUGAGCCGGCGUCCAUGGGAGCAGGUGAGUGGUGCGGCAGAGCAGGUGAGUGGUGUAGCAGAGCAGGUGAGUGGUGCGGCAGAGCAGGUGAGUGGUGCGGCAGAGCAGGUGAGUGGUGCGGCAGAGCAGGUGAGUGGUGCGGCAGAGCAGGUGAGUGGUGCGGCAGAGCAGGUGAGUGGUGCAGCAGAGCAGGUGAGUGGUGCGGCAGAGCAGGUGAGUGGUGCAGCAGAGCAGGUGAGUGGUGCAGCAGAGCAGGUGAGUGGUGCGCCGGAGCAGGUGAGUGGUGCAACAGAGCAGGUGAGUGGUGCGGCAGAGCAGGCGAGUGGUGCAGCAGAGCAGGUGAGUGGUGCAGCAGAGCAGGUGAGUGGUGCAGCAGAGCAGGUGAGUGGUGCGGCAGAGCAGGUGAGUGGUGCAGCAGAGCAGGUGAGUGGUGCGGCAGAGCAGGUGAGUGGUGUAGCAGAGCAGGUGAGUGGUGCGGCAGAGCAGGUGAGUGGUGCGGCAGAGCAGGUGAGUGGUGCGGCAGAGCAGGUGAGUGGUGCGGCAGAGCAGGUGAGUGGUGCGGCAGAGCAGGUGAGUGGUGCGGCAGAGCAGGUGAGUGGUGCAGCAGAGCAGGUGAGUGGUGCGGCAGAGCAGGUGAGUGGUGCGGCAGAGCAGGUGAGUGGUGCAGCAGAGCAGGUGAGUGGUGCGGCAGAGCAGGUGAGUGGUGCGGCAGAGCAGGUGAGUGGUGCGGCAGAGCAGGUGAGUGGUGCGGCAGAGCAGGUGGGUGGUGUAGCAGAGCAGGUGAGUGGUGCGGCAGAGCAGGUGAGUGGUGCGGCAGAGCAGGUGAGUGGUGCGGCAGAGCAGGUGAGUGGUGCGGCAGAGCAGGUGAGUGGUGCAGCAGAGCAGGUGAGUGGUGCGGCAGAGCAGGUGAGUGGUGCAGCAGAGCAGGUGAGUGGUGCAGCAGAGCAGGUGAGUGGUGCGGCAGAGCAGGUGAGUGGUGCAGCAGAGCAGGUGAGUGGUGCGGCAGAGCAGGUGAGUGGUGCAGCAGAGCAGGCGAGUGGUGCAGCAGAGCAGGUGAGUGGUGCGGCAGAGCAGGUGAGUGGUGCGGCAGAGCAGGUGAGUGGUGCAGCAGAGCAGGUGAGUGGUGCAGCAGAGCAGGUGAGUGGUGCGGCAGAGCAGGUGAGUGGUGCGGCAGAGCAGGUGAGUGGUGCGGCAGAGCAGGUGAGUGGUGCAGCAGAGCAGGUGAGUGGUGCGGCAGAGCAGGUGAGUGGUGCAGCAGAGCAGGUGAGUGGUGCGGCAGAGCAGGUGAGUGGUGCGGCAGAGCAGGUGAGUGGUGCAGCAGAGCAGGUGAGUGGUGCGGCAGAGCAGGUGAGUGGUGCAGCAGAGCAGGUGAGUGGUGCAGCAGAGCAGGUGAGUGGUGCGGCAGAGCAGGUGAGUGGUGCAGCAGAGCAGGUGAGUGGUGCGGCAGAGCAGGUGAGUGGUGCAGCAGAGCAGGCGAUUGGUGCAGCAGAGCAGGUGAGUGGUGCGGCAGAGCAGGUGAGUGGUGCGGCAGAGCAGGUGAGUGGUGCAGCAGAGCAGGUGAGUGGUGCAGCAGAGCAGGUGAGUGGUGCGGCAGAGCAGGUGAGUGGUGCGGCAGAGCAGGUGAGUGGUGCGGCAGAGCAGGUGAGUGGUGCGGCAGAGCAGGUGAGUGGUGCAGCAGAGCAGGUGAGUGGUGCAGCAGAGCAGGUGAGUGGUGCAGCAGAGCAGGUGAGUGGUGCGGCAGAGCAGGUGAGUGGUGCGGCAGAGCAGGUGAGUGGUGCAGCAGAGCAGGUGAGUGGUGCGGCAGAGCAGGUGAGUGGUGCAGCAGAGCAGGUGAGUGGUGCGGCAGAGCAGGUGAGUGGUGCGGCAGAGCAGGUGAGUGGUGCAGCAGAGCAGGUGAGUGGUGCAGCAGAGCAGGUGAGUGGUGUGGCAGAGCAGGUGAGUGGUGCAGCAGAGCAGGUGAGUGGUGCGGCAGAGCAGGUGAGUGGUGCAGCAGAGCAGGUGAGUGGUGCAGCAGAGCAGGUGAGUGGUGCAGCAGAGCAGGUGAGUGGUGCGGCAGAGCAGGUGAGUGGUGCGGCAGAGCAGGUGAGUGGUGCGGCAGAGCAGGUGAGUGGUGCGGCAGAGCAGGUGAGUGGUGCGGCAGAGCAGGUGAGUGGUGCGGCAGAGCAGGUGAGUGGUGCAGCAGAGCAGGUGAGUGGUGCGGCAGAGCAGGUGAGUGGUGCGGCAGAGCAGGUGAGUGGUGCAGCAGAGCAGGUGAGUGGUGCAGCAGAGCAGGUGAGUGGUGCAGCAGAGCAGGUGAGUGGUGCGGCAGAGCAGGUGAGUGGUGCGGCAGAGCAGGUGAGUGGUGCGGCAGAGCAGGUGAGUGGUGCGGCAGAGCAGGUGAGUGGUGCGGCAGAGCAGGUGAAUGGUGCGGCAGAGCAGGUGAGUGGUGCGGCAGAGCAGGUGAGUGGUGUAGCAGAGCUGGUGAGUGGUGCGGCAGAGCAGGUGAGUGGUGCGGCAGAGCAGGUGAGUGGUGCGGCAGAGCAGGUGAGUGGUCAGGUGAGUGGUGCAGCAGAGCAAGUGAGUGGUGCGGCAGAGCAGGUGAGUGGUGCAGCAGAGCAAGUGAGUGGUGCAGCAGAGCAGGUGAGUGGUGCAGCAGAGCAGGUGAUUGGUGCAGCAGAGCAGGUGAGUGGUGCGGCAGGGCAGGUGAGUGGUGCAGCAGAGCAGGUGAGUGGUGCAGCAGAGCAGGUGAGUGGUGCGGCAGAGCAGGUGAGUGGUGCGGCAGAGCAGGUGAGUGGUGCAGCAGAGCAGGUGAGUGGUGCAGCAGAGCAGGUGAGUGGUGCAGCAGAGCAGGUGAGUGGUGCAGCAGAGCAGGUGAGUGUUGCGGCAGAGCAGGUGAGUGGUGCGGCAGAGCAGGUGAGUGGUGCAGCAGAGCAGGUGAGUGGUGCGGCAGAGCAGGUGAGUGGUGCGGCAGAGCAGGUGAGUGGUGCAGCAGAGCAGGUGAGUGGUGCGGCAGAGCAGGUGAGCGGUGCGGCAGAGCAGGUGAGUGGUGCGGCAGAGCAGAUGAGUGGUGCGGCAGAGCAGGUGAGUGGAGCGGCAGAGCAGGUGAGUGGUGCGGCAGAGCAGGUGAGUGGUGCGGCAGAGCAGGUGAGUGGUGCGGCAGAGCAGGUGAGUGGUGCAGCAGAGCAUGUGAGUGGUGCAGCAGAGCAGGUGAGUGGUGCAGCAGAGCAGGUGAGUGGUGCGGCAGAGCAGGUGAGUGGUGCAGCAGAGCAGGUGAGUGGUGCGGCAGAGCAGGUGAGUGGUGCGGCAGAGCAGGUGAGUGGUGCGGCAGAGCAGGUGAGUGGUGCGGCAGAGCAGGUGAGUGGUGCAGCAGAGCAGGUGAGUGGUGCGGCAGAGCAGGUGAGUGGUGCGGCAGAGCAGGUGAGUGGUGCAGCAGAGCAGGUGAGAGGUGCGGCAGAGCAGGUGAGUGGUGCGGCAGAGCAGGUGAGUGGUGCGGCAGAGCAGGUGAGUGGUGCGGCAGAGCAGGUGAGUGGUGCGGCAGAGCAGGUGAGUGGUGCAGCAGAGCAGGUGAGUGGUGCGGCAGAGCAGGUGAGUGGUGCGGCAGAGCAGGUGAGUGGUGCGGCAGAGCAGGUGAGUGGUGCAGCAGAGCAGGUGAGUGGUGCGGCAGAGCAGGUGAGUGGUGCGGCAGAGCAGAUGAGUGGUGCGGCAGAGCAGGUGAGUGGUGCGGCAGAGCAGGUGAGUGGUGCGGCAGAGCAGGUGAGUGGUGCGGCAGAGCAGGUGAGUGGUUCGGCAGAGCAGGUGAGUGGUGCGGCAGAGCAGAUGAGUGGUGCGGCAGAGCAGGUGAGUGGUGCGGCAGAGCAGGUGAGUGGUGCGGCAGAGCAGGUGAGUGGUGCGGCAGAGCAGGUGAGUGGUGCAGCAGAGCAGGUGAGUGGUGCGGCAGAGCAGGUGAGUGGUGCGGCAGAGCAGGUGAGUGGAGCAGCAGAGCAGGUGAGUGGUGCAGCAGAGCAGGUGAGUGGUGCAGCAGAGCAGGUGAGUGGUGCGGCAGAGCAGGUGAGUGGUGCGGCAGAGCAGGUGAGUGGUGCAGCAGAGCAGGUGAGUGGUGCGGCAGAGCAGGUGAGUGGUGCGGCAGAGCAGGUGAGUGGUGCGGCAGAGCAGAUGAGUGGUGCGGCAGAGCAGGUGAGUGGUGCGGCAGAGCAGGUGAGUGGUGCAGCAGAGCAGGUGAGUGGUGCGGCAGAGCAGGUGAGUGGUGCAGCAGAGCAGGUGAGUGGUGCAGCAGAGCAGGUGAGUGGUGCAGCAGAGCAGGUGAGUGGUGUGGCAGAGCAGGUGAGUGGUGCAGCAGAGCAGGUGAGUGGUGCGGCAGAGCAGGUGAGUGGUGCAGCAGAGCAGGUGAGUGGUGCAGCAGAGCAGGUGAGUGGUGCAGCAGAGCAGGUGAGUGGUGCGGCAGAGCAGGUGAGUGGUGCGGCAGAGCAGGUGAGUGGUGCGGCAGAGCAGGUGAGUGGUGCGGCAGAGCAGGUGAGUGGUGCGGCAGAGCAGGUGAGUGGUGCGGCAGAGCAGGUGAGUGGUGCGGCAGAGCAGGUGAGUGGUGCGGCAGAGCAGGUGAGUGGUGCGGCAGAGCAGGUGAGUGGUGCGGCAGAGCAGGUGAGUGGUGCGGCAGAGCAGGUGAGUGGUGCGGCAGAGCAGGUGAGUGGUGCGGCAGAGCAGGUGAGUGGUGCGGCAGAGCAGGUGAGUGGUGCGGCAGAGCAGGUGAGUGGUGCGGCAGAGCAGGUGAGUGGUGCGGCAGAGCAGGUGAGUGGUGCGGCAGAGCAGGUGAGUGGUGCGGCAGAGCAGGUGAGUGGUGCGGCAGAGCAGGUGAGUGGUGCGGCAGAGCAGGUGAGUGGUGCGGCAGAGCAGGUGAGUGGUGCGGCAGAGCAGGUGAGUGGUGCGGCAGAGCAGGUGAGCGGUGCGGCAGAGCAGGUGAGCGGUGCGGCAGAGCAGGUGAGUGGUGCGGCAGAGCAGGUGAGUGGUGCGGCAGAGCAGGUGAGUGGUGCGGCAGAGCAGGUGAGUGGUGCAGCAGAGCAGGUGAGUGGUGCGGCAGAGCAGGUGAGUGGUGCAGCAGAGCAGGCGAGUGGUGCAGCAGAGCAGGUGAGUGGUGCGGCAGAGCAGGUGAGUGGUGUGGCAGAGCAGGUGAGUGGUGCAGCAGAGCAGGUGAGUGGUGCAGCAGAGCAGGUGAGUGGUGCGGCAGAGCAGGUGAGUGGUGCGGCAGAGCAGGUGAGUGGUGCGGCAGAGCAGGUGAGUGGUGCAGCAGAGCAGGUGAGUGGUGCGGCAGAGCAGGUGAGUGGUGCAGCAGAGCAGGUGAGUGGUGCGGCAGAGCAGGUGAGUGGUGCGGCAGAGCAGGUGAGUGGUGCAGCAGAGCAGGUGAGUGGUGCGGCAGAGCAGGUGAGUGGUGCAGCAGAGCAGGUGAGUGGUGCAGCAGAGCAGGUGAGUGGUGCGGCAGAGCAGGUGAGUGGUGCAGCAGAGCAGGUGAGUGGUGCGGCAGAGCAGGUGAGUGGUGCAGCAGAGCAGGCGAGUGGUGCAGCAGAGCAGGUGAGUGGUGCGGCAGAGCAGGUGAGUGGUGCGGCAGAGCAGGUGAGUGGUGCAGCAGAGCAGGUGAGUGGUGCAGCAGAGCAGGUGAGUGGUGCGGCAGAGCAGGUGAGUGGUGCGGCAGAGCAGGUGAGUGGUGCGGCAGAGCAGGUGAGUGGUGCGGCAGAGCAGGUGAGUGGUGCAGCAGAGCAGGUGAGUGGUGCAGCAGAGCAGGUGAGUGGUGCAGCAGAGCAGGUGAGUGGUGCGGCAGAGCAGGUGAGUGGUGCGGCAGAGCAGGUGAGUGGUGCAGCAGAGCAGGUGAGUGGUGCGGCAGAGCAGGUGAGUGGUGCGGCAGAGCAGGUGAGUGGUGUGGCAGAGCAGAUGAGUGGUGCGGCAGAGCAGGUGAGUGGUGCGGCAGAGCAGGUGAGUGGUGCAGCAGAGCAGGUGAGUGGUGCGGCAGAGCAGGUGAGUGGUGCGGCAGAGCAGGUGAGUGGUGCAGCAGAGCAGGUGAGUGGUGCAGCAGAGCAGGUGAGUGGUGUGGCAGAGCAGGUGAGUGGUGCAGCAGAGCAGGUGAGUGGUGCGGCAGAGCAGGUGAGUGGUGCAGCAGAGCAGGUGAGUGGUGCAGCAGAGCAGGUGAGUGGUGCAGCAGAGCAGGUGAGUGGUGCGGCAGAGCAGGUGAGUGGUGCGGCAGAGCAGGUGAGUGGUGCGGCAGAGCAGGUGAGUGGUGCGGCAGAGCAGGUGAGUGGUGCGGCAGAGCAGGUGAGUGGUGCGGCAGAGCAGGUGAGUGGUGCAGCAGAGCAGGUGAGUGGUGCGGCAGAGCAGGUGAGUGGUGCGGCAGAGCAGGUGAGUGGUGCAGCAGAGCAGGUGAGUGGUGCAGCAGAGCAGGUGAGUGGUGCAGCAGAGCAGGUGAGUGGUGCGGCAGAGCAGGUGAGUGGUGCGGCAGAGCAGGUGAGUGGUGCGGCAGAGCAGGUGAGUGGUGCGGCAGAGCAGGUGAGUGGUGCGGCAGAGCAGGUGAAUGGUGCGGCAGAGCAGGUCAGUGGUGCGGCAGAGCAGGUGAGUGGUGUAGCAGAGCAGGUGAGUGGUGCAGCAGAGCAGGUGAGUGGUGCAGCAGAGCAGGUGAGUGGUGCAGCAGAGCAGGUGAGUGGUGCGGCAGAGCAGGUGAGUGGUGCGGCAGAGCAGGUGAGUGGUGCGGCAGAGCAGGUGAGUGGUGCGGCAGAGCAGGUGAGUGGUGCGGCAGAGCAGGUGAGUGGUGCAGCAGAGCAGGUGAGUGGUGCGGCAGAGCAGGUGAGUGGUGCAGCAGAGCAAGUGAGUGGUGCAGCAGAGCAGGUGAGUGGUGCAGCAGAGCAGGUGAUUGGUGCAGCAGAGCAGGUGAGUGGUGCGGCAGGGCAGGUGAGUGGUGCAGCAGAGCAGGUGAGUGGUGCAGCAGAGCAGGUGAGUGGUGCGGCAGAGCAGGUGAGUGGUGCGGCAGAGCAGGUGAGUGGUGCAGCAGAGCAGGUGAGUGGUGCAGCAGAGCAGGUGAGUGGUGCAGCAGAGCAGGUGAGUGGUGCAGCAGAGCAGGUGAGUGUUGCGGCAGAGCAGGUGAGUGGUGCGGCAGAGCAGGUGAGUGGUGCAGCAGAGCAGGUGAGUGGUGCGGCAGAGCAGGUGAGUGGUGCGGCAGAGCAGGUGAGUGGUGCAGCAGAGCAGGUGAGUGGUGCGGCAGAGCAGGUGAGCGGUGCGGCAGAGCAGGUGAGUGGUGCGGCAGAGCAGAUGAGUGGUGCGGCAGAGCAGGUGAGUGGAGCAGCAGAGCAGGUGAGUGGUGCGGCAGAGCAGGUGAGUGGUGCGGCAGAGCAGGUGAGUGGUGCGGCAGAGCAGGUGAGUGGUGCAGCAGAGCAUGUGAGUGGUGCAGCAGAGCAGGUGAGUGGUGCAGCAGAGCAGGUGAGUGGUGCGGCAGAGCAGGUGAGUGGUGCAGCAGAGCAGGUGAGUGGUGCGGCAGAGCAGGUGAGUGGUGCGGCAGAGCAGGUGAGUGGUGCGGCAGAGCAGGUGAGUGGUGCGGCAGAGCAGGUGAGUGGUGCAGCAGAGCAGGUGAGUGGUGCGGCAGAGCAGGUGAGUGGUGCGGCAGAGCAGGUGAGUGGUGCAGCAGAGCAGGUGAGUGGUGCGGCAGAGCAGGUGAGUGGUGCGGCAGAGCAGGUGAGUGGUGCGGCAGAGCAGGUGAGUGGUGCGGCAGAGCAGGUGAGUGGUGCGGCAGAGCAGGUGAGUGGUGCAGCAGAGCAGGUGAGUGGUGCGGCAGAGCAGGUGAGUGGUGCGGCAGAGCAGGUGAGUGGUGCGGCAGAGCAGGUGAGUGGUGCAGCAGAGCAGGUGAGUGGUGCGGCAGAGCAGGUGAGUGGUGCGGCAGAGCAGAUGAGUGGUGCGGCAGAGCAGGUGAGUGGUGCGGCAGAGAAGGUGAGUGGUGCGGCAGAGCAGGUGAGUGGUGCGGCAGAGCAGGUGAGUGGUGCGGCAGAGCAGGUGAGUGGUGCGGCAGAGCAGAUGAGUGGUGCGGCAGAGCAGGUGAGUGGUGCGGCAGAGCAGGUGAGUGGUGCGGCAGAGCAGGUGAGUGGUGCGGCAGAGCAGGUGAGUGGUGCAGCAGAGCAGGUGAGUGGUGCGGCAGAGCAGGUGAGUGGUGCGGCAGAGCAGGUGAGUGGAGCAGCAGAGCAGGUGAGUGGUGCAGCAGAGCAGGUGAGUGGUGCAGCAGAGCAGGUGAGUGGUGCGGCAGAGCAGGUGAGUGGUGCGGCAGAGCAGGUGAGUGGUGCAGCAGAGCAGGUGAGUGGUGCGGCAGAGCAGGUGAGUGGUGCGGCAGAGCAGGUGAGUGGUGCAGCAGAGCAGAUGAGUGGUGCGGCAGAGCAGGUGAGUGGUGCGGCAGAGCAGGUGAGUGGUGCAGCAGAGCAGGUGAGUGGUGCGGCAGAGCAGGUGAGUGGUGCAGCAGAGCAGGUGAGUGGUGCAGCAGAGCAGGUGAGUGGUGCAGCAGAGCAGGUGAGUGGUGUGGCAGAGCAGGUGAGUGGUGCAGCAGAGCAGGUGAGUGGUGCGGCAGAGCAGGUGAGUGGUGCAGCAGAGCAGGUGAGUGGUGCAGCAGAGCAGGUGAGUGGUGCAGCAGAGCAGGUGAGUGGUGCGGCAGAGCAGGUGAGUGGUGCGGCAGAGCAGGUGAGUGGUGCGGCAGAGCAGGUGAGUGGUGCGGCAGAGCAGGUGAGUGGUGCGGCAGAGCAGGUGAGUGGUGCGGCAGAGCAGGUGAGUGGUGCGGCAGAGCAGGUGAGUGGUGCGGCAGAGCAGGUGAGUGGUGCGGCAGAGCAGGUGAGUGGUGCGGCAGAGCAGGUGAGUGGUGCGGCAGAGCAGGUGAGUGGUGCGGCAGAGCAGGUGAGUGGUGCAGCAGAGCAGGUGAGUGGUGCGGCAGAGCAGGUGAGUGGUGCGGCAGAGCAGGUGAGUGGUGCAGCAGAGCAGGUGAGUGGUGCAGCAGAGCAGGUGAGUGGUGCAGCAGAGCAGGUGAGUGGUGCGGCAGAGCAGGUGAGUGGUGCGGCAGAGCAGGUGAGUGGUGCGGCAGAGCAGGUGAGUGGUGCGGCAGAGCAGGUGAGUGGUGCGGCAGAGCAGGUGAAUGGUGCGGCAGAGCAGGUGAGUGGUGCGGCAGAGCAGGUGAGUGGUGUAGCAGAGCUGGUGAGUGGUGCGGCAGAGCAGGUGAGUGGUGCGGCAGAGCAGGUGAGUGGUGCGGCAGAGCAGGUGAGUGGUGCGGCAGAGCAGGUGAGUGGUGCAGCAGAGCAGGUGAGUGGUGCGGCAGAGCAGGUGAGUGGUGCAGCAGAGCAAGUGAGUGGUGCAGCAGAGCAGGUGAGUGGUGCAGCAGAGCAGGUGAUUGGUGCAGCAGAGCAGGUGAGUGGUGCGGCAGGGCAGGUGAGUGGUGCAGCAGAGCAGGUGAGUGGUGCAGCAGAGCAGGUGAGUGGUGCGGCAGAGCAGGUGAGUGGUGCGGCAGAGCAGGUGAGUGGUGCAGCAGAGCAGGUGAGUGGUGCAGCAGAGCAGGUGAGUGGUGCAGCAGAGCAGGUGAGUGGUGCAGCAGAGCAGGUGAGUGUUGCGGCAGAGCAGGUGAGUGGUGCGGCAGAGCAGGUGAGUGGUGCAGCAGAGCAGGUGAGUGGUGCGGCAGAGCAGGUGAGUGGUGCGGCAGAGCAGGUGAGUGGUGCAGCAGAGCAGGUGAGUGGUGCGGCAGAGCAGGUGAGCGGUGCGGCAGAGCAGGUGAGUGGUGCGGCAGAGCAGAUGAGUGGUGCGGCAGAGCAGGUGAGUGGAGCGGCAGAGCAGGUGAGUGGUGCGGCAGAGCAGGUGAGUGGUGCGGCAGAGCAGGUGAGUGGUGCGGCAGAGCAGGUGAGUGGUGCAGCAGAGCAUGUGAGUGGUGCAGCAGAGCAGGUGAGUGGUGCAGCAGAGCAGGUGAGUGGUGCGGCAGAGCAGGUGAGUGGUGCAGCAGAGCAGGUGAGUGGUGCGGCAGAGCAGGUGAGUGGUGCGGCAGAGCAGGUGAGUGGUGCGGCAGAGCAGGUGAGUGGUGCGGCAGAGCAGGUGAGUGGUGCAGCAGAGCAGGUGAGUGGUGCGGCAGAGCAGGUGAGUGGUGCGGCAGAGCAGGUGAGUGGUGCAGCAGAGCAGGUGAGUGGUGCGGCAGAGCAGGUGAGUGGUGCGGCAGAGCAGGUGAGUGGUGCGGCAGAGCAGGUGAGUGGUGCGGCAGAGCAGGUGAGUGGUGCGGCAGAGCAGGUGAGUGGUGCGGCAGAGCAGGUGAGUGGUGCAGCAGAGCAGGUGAGUGGUGCGGCAGAGCAGGUGAGUGGUGCGGCAGAGCAGGUGAGUGGUGCAGCAGAGCAGGUGAGUGGUGCGGCAGAGCAGGUGAGUGGUGCGGCAGAGCAGGUGAGUGGUGCGGCAGAGCAGGUGAGUGGUGCGGCAGAGCAGGUGAGUGGUGCGGCAGAGCAGGUGAGUGGUGCAGCAGAGCAGGUGAGUGGUGCGGCAGAGCAGGUGAGUGGUGCAGCAGAGCAGGUGAGUGGUGCAGCAGAGCAGGUGAGUGGUGCAGCAGAGCAGGUGAGUGGUGUGGCAGAGCAGGUGAGUGGUGCAGCAGAGCAGGUGAGUGGUGCGGCAGAGCAGGUGAGUGGUGCAGCAGAGCAGGUGAGUGGUGCAGCAGAGCAGGUGAGUGGUGCAGCAGAGCAGGUGAGUGGUGCGGCAGAGCAGGUGAGUGGUGCAGCAGAGCAGGUGAGUGGUGCAGCAGAGCAGGUGAGUGGUGCAGCAGAGCAGGUGAGUGGUGCGGCAGAGCAGGUGAGUGGUGCAGCGGAGCAGGUGAGUGGUGCGGCAGAGCAGGUGAGUGGUGCAGCAGAGCAGGUGAGUGGUGCAGCAGAGCAGGUGAGUGGUGCGGCAGAGCAGGUGAGUGGUGCAGCAGAGCAGGUGAGUGGUGCGGCAGAGCAGGUGAGUGGUGCGGCAGAGCAGGUGAGUGGUGCAGCAGAGCAGGUGAGUGGUGCGGCAGAGCAGGUGAGUGGUGCGCAGAGCAGGUCCCCCCCAGCAUCCGUUGCGCGUCGCCGCUGCUAUGAUCUUGGCGGCGUCGCCGCUGUGAUCUCCGCGGCGGCGUGCGCUCACCAGCCCGAUCCGCCCCACUUCCCGCCCUUCCUCUUCAACCCCUUCCCCCCCUUUCCUUUCGUGCCCUCUCCUCCCGCUCGCGCACACACCUCCGUCUUCCCUCCCCCCUUCUCUUCUCCUCCUCCCAUCGUGUGCUCCCACGGCGCCGCCUCUCCCAGCGGGGGGGGAGCGGGCCCCAUCGCGAAUGGCAACAGGGGGUGGUUGGUGUGGAGUGUGACCAGCAGGGAGAGAGAGUGCGGGCUUGUUGUUAGUGGAGGGGGAGCGGGCCCUAUCACGAAUGGCAACAGGGGGUGGCUGGUGUCGAGUGUGACCGGCAGGGAGAGAGAGUGCGGGCGGGAGAUUGUGAACGUGCUCGAUGAGUGGUGUGACAAGCUGGAGGCUGGCAAGGCGCAGGGGGAGGGGGAGGGGGAGGCACGGACUGGGGAAGGUGCAUCUGCAGGGAAGGCGAAGGGGGGUUCGUCCAUCGAUGCGCUGCUGGCGAAUGAAGUGGCAGCACUCAAGAAACAGGUGCGUGCGUGUGGAGAGGGGGUUGAGGAAACAGGUGUGUGUGUUUUGCAGCGGCUCACAGGUGCCCCUGUUUUGAGACGUCUCAGGCUACCAGGUGCCCCUGUUUUGAGACGUCUCAGGCUACCAGCACAAACACCCAUCACUUCCCUCUCUCGCAAUCCUCUUUUCCCUCCCUCUUCCUCCCCUUGCCCCUCUUCUUGUCCCUCCCCUUGUCCUGAACGCUCUCACCUGCCUCGGUUCGUGAGUGUGGAGUCUGGGUGCAAGGCACUGCUGUUCGUGAGGAUUAGAGAGGAUGCCAGGAAGGGGGGGAAGGGAGAGAAGGGAGGAAAGCAGUUGGAGGAGGGAGAGGAGAAGGAGGAGGAGGGUGAGAAGGAGGAGGUGGGGAAGACGGAGGAAGGGGAAAAGGAGGAGGAGAAGGGUGAAGGAGACAAGGAGGGGAAGGAGGGGGAUAAGGCCGGGGAAAAGGAGCAGGAGAAAGAGCAGGAGGAAGAGGUUACAGGAGGAGGAGAGAAGGAACCGGAGAAGGAGGGACAGGGAGGGGAGGGGGAGAAAGGGGAGGCAGGGGGAGAGCAGGGAAGGGUGUCGCCGUGUGAGUUGGCAGAGGCGGUGCUGCGGCAUGCCAAGGCCACCCAGCAGUCAGCCACUCGGUGGGUGUGGGGUAGUGGGUGUGGGGCAGUGGGUGUGGGGCAGUGGGUGUGGGGCAGUGGGUGUGGGGCAGUGGGUGUGGGGCAGUGGGUGUGGGGCAGUGGGUGUGGGGCAGUGGGUGUGGGGCAGUGGGUUGGGUGUGGGGCAGUGGGUGUGGGGCAGUGGGUGUGGGGCAGUGGGUGUGGGGCAGUGGGUGUGGGGCAGUGGGUGUGA
Messenger RNA from Closterium sp. NIES-65, 13836 nucleotides. The record is from the annotation of a GenBank genome assembly. NCBI's taxonomy places the organism in Eukaryota, Viridiplantae, Streptophyta, Zygnematophyceae, Desmidiales, Closteriaceae.